GGGUUGGUUGCGGCCGCUGUCAAUCACAGGCGUGCCUGUUGUUUCCUGCAGCGACUCGAGCAACUUGAGGAGAUCCAGCAGCUGCUCCAAUGGAGGGGGUGUUACACAAAUGGACCAACUAUCUGAGUGGUUGGCAACCAAGGUACUUUGUGUUGGAUGGCAGCGUGUUCUCCUACUACGAUUCGCAAGAAGAUGUCGACAAAGGCAGUAAAGGAAGCAUCAAAAUGGCCGUGUGUGAAAUAAAAGUGCAUUUAGCAGAUAACACAAGGAUGGACCUGAUUAUCCCAGGAGAGCAAUACUUCUACCUCAAGGCUAUGAAUGCGGCAGAGAGACAGAAAUGGUUGGUGGCACUUGGAAGUGCCAAAGCCUGCCUGACAAGCAACAAGACCAAGAAGGAGCGAGAAAUCAGUGAAAAUGAGGAUUCAUUGAAAUUCAAAAUGUCCGAGCUUCGUCUGUACUGUGACCUACUGAUGCAGCAGGUCCAUAAGAUCCAGGAAUCUGCACAACCGGUCGAGAUUGGAUCCACUCCAGAUGUUGAGAAAAUGAACGAGGCUUCAUCUUUGCUUAAAGCCACGUGCAAUACUUUUAUAACUACCCUAGAGGACUGUAUGAAAAUAGCAAGUGUGAGGAUAUCCCCAGAGCUGCUUUCACCCCCUGAAUCCCCUGCUGCUCAUGUCACCUCUACACCUCUUCGCAGGGUGAAGCGUUCAAUAAGCCACAGUAGUGUUGUUGCACUCGACAGGAGUGCAGAAGUGAACAACCUGGCUCAGCCUCAGAAAGGUUCCAUUACAGUAAUGAGAAAUCUGGAGGAAAUGGCUGCAUAUCGAGCCAGCAAGUGGACGAGACCCCCUGUGGAAAUCAAGACCCCAGAAAGUAGUAACACGGCACAGCCAGCAAAUUCGCCGCAUCCGUCCCAAAAUGCCGAGGAUAAAUCUACAAGUAGAGCCAAUGGUGAAUAAUGUCGCAGGAAACACUAACUCCUCCACCACUUUGUAACCUGUUCAGCAACACAGAAGGAACCAGUUGUGAUGUGGGUUUAACCUAAACAAGGAAAUGGAGAAAAAGUAAUAACUUGCUAAUAUUAAUGUUGAAGUUUCCAGAGACAUUUGUUCGAAGUGAUAAAGAGCAAACGUCUGACUUUCAUAUCUACUAGCUAGUUGCCAAAGUACCUUGCCAAAUAUGGGUUAAUAUUUUAACCCUUUUGUUGCCCAGGCAUUGUGCAGAUGUAUAUGUAUGAAACCUAAAUACUGGUUUAGUAGACAUUUUUUGGGACAGAAGAGGUUGCCUAUUCAAGGGUGGACACAAAAUGAAGAAACAAGGAAUUGCAGAUGCUGGUUUUCAAAAAAGACACAAGGUUCUGGAGAAACACAGCGGGUCAGGCAGCAUCUUUGGAGAACAUGGAUAGGUGAUGUUUUGCGUCUCGUAUCUGAGUCUGAAGAAUGGUCCUAUCCAUGUUCUUCAGAGAUGCUGCCUGACCUGCUGAGUUACUCCAGCACUUUGUCUUUUUUUUUAGGCACACAAUGAAGUGUGUGUUCAUCACCGUCCAUGCAUAUACUGUGAUUUGGCAUAUUUUACUUUAAUUCCAGGCUUUUUUAAAUUCUGGUGCUUUUUGUCUAAUGUGCAGGGCAAGCUACUGCACUUCAUCCCCACACCUCCAUUUUAUUCUAGUAAAUGUUUAAUAGUGGUACCCUUGAUUUAAAAAUCAAACAAUGGUAACUUAAAUGGCCAAAUAAAAGAGUGGUUUGCAGGAAACAUUUUAAAACUCCAGGUUUAGAUGUUUUUAGGAUUGAGUAUACAGGCAACACCCAUAUAAUGUCUGUUUGUAUUAUGGAAAUUUACCCUUGCAGAAUUUGCAAAACAUUGCCCAAAAAUGUGAAAGGGGUGAUGAGAUUGAUUCUCUUGAAAUGUAAGGGAGGGGGAGGGGUGAGGACAUAUACAAUUUGGACUGGUAAUCUUCUCUUCCAAUUAACCACCCUCCCUACUACCUCCCCCCUCUCCAGCAAUUGUAUUUCAAGUUGUCUUGCUUGCCACUGAAGGUACAAUUGCUCAGACAAAAAACACUGAUUUUGAUUGUUUACAAUAGGCACUGCCGUUAAAUCUGAAUUGCUGACUUCAGAACAAGUAUCACACCAUGUCACCAAAUAAUGGCCCAAUCUGUGAUUACAGGGUUCUAUAGAGACUAUCUCCAUCAAACAGCCCUGACUAGCUUAAGCUGGUUGUUAACGUAUGUACCUCAGCUCCAAAAUCAGAGCCUCUGACUGUAUCAGACGUACUGCCUUUCUGAAAGGGCAAAUUUAAUCUGGGUUUUUUUAAGAAAUAUGAAUUUUGAUAACGGUACAGCAAAGAGUAAUAAAAGGUAGUUUCAAAUUGACACUAAUUUAUUUGAGUUUACUUUUUGUCCAGUUAAGGAGACAGAAUGGCUUAUUCCUCCAGAAGUGAUUCCAGUCAUUGUUUUAGAAUACUUCUUUAUUCCACUUGAAACCGGCUUCUGCGAAACUGGAUGCUACCCUGCAAAUAUUAAUAUAAAAACUGUUCCUUCACACUAACAUUGCUUUUUAGCUGGAAAUAGUACGAGUAAGUUUGUGUUGAUAAAUUGUACACUAUUUAUUUUUAUGAAGAUGUUUUUUUAAAUUCUAAAAUGGAAUCCAUAUUGCCCAUUGCAGAUGUUAAAAACAGAUUAAAGGCCAGCAAACUUGUUUUUUUUCAGGUUUCUAUUUAAUGGUACAUUGGUAUUUGGGUUGCCCACGUCUAAUGGGGCUACUUUUGCUCGGGUAACUAAUGUCUCAUUCAUCAUUCUCCCUGAAUUAUUGGUACUUUAACCUUUACUUGCAAGUCAAUUUAACUGCCUACAUUCUCCAUGACGUAAAAAGGGAUGGAUAUCAAUUUAUUUAUCUUUUGUUGCUAUAGUUGAUCUGACUUUGUUAUCAUAGGAAUAUUAAUUGAAUAUGGACAUGUACAGUUAUGGUGACAAUGAUAAUUAAAACAACGUAUGAAAAUGGUUCCGUCUGAAGUAUUUUGCGUGUUCUUGUGUUGCAUUUCGAAAAUGCUACGUACUUUUCCUACAUUUUUAAUAUGUGUGCAUUUGUCCCUUGUCAAGUCUGAAUGCUUUGUAUUACUCCUAUUCAGACUGAGCAUGUGACGAUUGAGAAAGUAGAGUGAAGCAAAAUAUGGAGGUGAGACUUUGGAAAAGUAACAAUUGGAAUAGCAAAGCCUGAAUUAUAUCUCUAGCCAUUUUGAAGAUGGUUCUGUGGCAUAAUAUUGAAAUAAGGUUCUGAAAGGAAAAAAGUGCACAAUUUAAUUUUUUU
This is a messenger RNA of Amblyraja radiata (thorny skate), 3305 nucleotides long. RefSeq names its product pleckstrin homology domain-containing family A member 3-like. The transcript is spliced from 8 exons. The coding region runs from base 90 to 959 and encodes 289 amino acids. The record is from RefSeq and is a predicted model, not a curated record. Gene Ontology annotation, biological process: retrograde transport, endosome to Golgi; receptor recycling; endosome organization. Lineage: Eukaryota; Metazoa; Chordata; Chondrichthyes; Rajiformes; Rajidae. Gene Ontology annotation, cellular component: recycling endosome; early endosome; trans-Golgi network.